Molecule: messenger RNA, 2041 nt
Organism: Carya illinoinensis
Lineage: Eukaryota; Viridiplantae; Streptophyta; Magnoliopsida; Fagales; Juglandaceae
Product: probable polyamine transporter At1g31830
Exons: 2
Coding region: 311-1729 (472 amino acids)
Biological process (GO): transmembrane transport
Cellular component (GO): membrane
Molecular function (GO): transmembrane transporter activity
Source: RefSeq, a predicted model, not a curated record
GAGUAGUCUCAGAAUCUGUGUUGUUGGCCACCUGUUGCUCCCGCGCCUCUCUCUGUCUCUCUCUAUGUGAGUGGAAGCUGAGGUGUAGAAACACGAUCGGAGCUUUGGCUUCAAGGUCCGAUUCGGUAAUGGCGGAGGUUCUCUAACCCUAUAAGGAAUUGCAUUUCUUUCAUGGUUUGUACGAUUUCUCACCUCUUCUAUUGUCUCGCAUCAAAAUUUUCCCCUAAAUUUAGCCUCUAAUUGCUUAAAAAUACCUACCCUAUUGUUAAAUAAGUUGAGGAACACAGCAAAUAGGCAAGCUUCUGCUGCAAUGGGAGGGUAUGGUGAUGAUGAAUAUGUGUCAGUUGGGGAAGUACCUCUUCCUAGGGCAGAUAACUUCAAGAGAGUUUCAAUGCUGCCCCUUGUCUUCAUCAUAUUCUAUGAGGUUUCUGGGGGACCGUUUGGGGUCGAGGAUGCUGUUGGUGCUGCCGGCCCUCUUCUAGCCCUUCUCGGGUUCUUGGUCUUUCCGUUCAUAUGGAGUAUUCCUGAAGCAUUACUAACUGCGGAGAUGGGUACCAUGUUCCCUGAGAAUGGUGGUUAUGUGGUUUGGGUUUCAGCUGCAUUGGGUCCUUACUGGGGGUUUCAGCAAGGUUGGAUGAAAUGGCUAAGUGGGGUUAUUGAUAAUGCUCUGUACCCGGUUCUAUUCCUUGACUAUUUGAAGUCCGCAAUCCCAGCUUUAGAAGGUGGUUUACCGAGAGUCCUAGCUGUGAUAGCUUUGACCGUUGUUCUCACUUACAUGAACUAUAGGGGUCUAACCAUUGUGGGAUGGGUUGCUGUUCUUUUAGGGAUUUUCUCACUUCUUCCUUUUGUAGUCAUGGGACUUGUGGCAAUUCCAAAGUUGGAGCCUUCCAGAUGGUUAGAGGUAAAUCUACAAGAUGUGGAUUGGAAUUUGUAUUUGAACACUCUGUUUUGGAACCUAAAUUAUUGGGACUCAAUAAGCACGCUUGCUGGCGAGGUGCACAACCCAAAAAGAACUCUUCCAAAGGCUCUGCUUUAUGCUUUGAUAUUGGUAGUUCUUGGGUAUUUCUUCCCCCUUUUAACUGGCACCGGGGCUGUUUCAGUCAACCGUGAGCUGUGGACUGAUGGGUAUUUCUCGGAUAUUGCAAAAAUUAUUGGGGGAGUUUGGUUGAGAUGGUGGGUCCAAGGAGCUGCAGCAAUGUCCAAUAUGGGGAUGUUUGUAGCUGAGAUGAGUAGUGACUCUUUCCAACUUCUAGGAAUGGCAGAACGGGGGAUGCUGCCUGAAUUCUUUGGCAAGAGGUCUCGACAUGGAACUCCUCUUAUAGGGAUUAUAUUCUCAGCUUCUGGUGUGCUUUUGCUAUCGUGGCUGAGCUUCCAAGAGAUUGUUGCUGCAGAGAAUUUCUUGUACUGCUUUGGAAUGAUUUUGGAGUUCAUAGCAUUUGUAUGGUUACGGAUAAAACACCCCAACGCAUCUCGACCUUACAAGAUACCCGUGGGAACAGUUGGAGCCAUUCUUAUGUGUGUUCCUCCAACCAUAUUGAUUUGUGUUGUAUUGGCACUUUCUACACUCAAAGUAUUUCUUAUAAGUAUGGCUGCUGUGGUGAUUGGCCUUGUGAUGCAGCCCUGUCUCAGGUAUGUGGAGAAGAAGAGAUGGAUCAAGUUCUCCAUUAGUUCUGACCUCCCAGAUCUUCAUGCUAAUAAUCAGAACAACAAUGUUUCCUUAUUAGAUUAAUGCACUCCGAUUUAAAUUUAUGCCAGACAAUAUUCGACUCUGAUGGUUUUGAACUGUCAAGAAGACAAGAAGAAGUUCUUAAACCCCAAUGCUCAAGUUGGCAACAAGAAUGCAAAUGCAGCAUUGUACCAAAUUUACUACUCAUUUGCCUAGUUUCUGGUCUUAGCUAUAUGUAGUUUUACUAGCUUUCUAUCAUCAUCUUUGUUUUUUAGACUGGUGAUAGGUGGGAUCAUUCAAAGCUCAGACAUUGGUGAAUGUGUAAGGACAAUGUAAUUUUGGUUUCAGUAAAUUUCUAUGCUUUGCCUUCUCUAA